AUGAAUAGACUUACAAUUCUGUUUGCCGUGCUGCUGCUGGCUGAGCUCUGGAUCGCAGGAUAUGCAGAUGAGAGUCCUGGCUUCUUCCUGAAGAUCACCAAGAACGUGCCGCGACUGGGCAAGCGCGGCGAAGCAUUUCUCAUGAAGAACAUGAAGACCAUACCACGCAUAGGACGCAGCAAUCCAGAGGCCUCCAUUACUCCCUUGCUAGCCUGGCUCUGGAAUAUCGAUGCGGAUCCACAGUUUAGCAAACGCCGACUGCCGAGCACUGGAGGCACUGGCAGUGUGGAGCAUGAACUAAGCGUCGUUCAGCCCGUCAACUCGAAUACCCUGUUCGAGCUAUUGGAUCGUAAUGCUAUACCCAGCGAACAUGUCAAAUUCGUGCACUGGAAGGACUUUGAUCGGGCUCUGCAAGCAGAUGUGGAAUUGUAUACGAAAAUCAUACAUCUGGGUCGUGAUCCGGAUCAGCGCCUGAAGCAGGAUCUAAGCUUCAACAGCUAUAUACCCAUCUUUGGCGCAGAUGAUGCAAAGAGCAACGAUUUCAUGCUGUACAACAAGAACGAUAGGGACUUGUAUGGCGGUUAUGAUCGCAAUUUCAUGCAAUACAAUCGCUUGUAGAUGGGCCGUAAGUGAGCAUGAGACAGUGAAAGUACCAAUAUUACCCAUGUAUACCCUGUAUUUUGACUAAUGUCAGUUUUUAUAUAUUUGUAUACGCAAUGGUUAAAAUAAAACCAGAAUUGGAA
Messenger RNA from Drosophila navojoa, 743 nucleotides. RefSeq names its product Ecdysis triggering hormone (gene ETH). The record is from RefSeq and is a predicted model, not a curated record. Lineage: Eukaryota; Metazoa; Arthropoda; Insecta; Diptera; Drosophilidae.